CUUUUUGUACGUCUUGUCGCCACCUGAGAGAAAGAAGUGAAAUGACUUGGACCCUCUUCAGAUCCAUUAACGCUUCAACUCUCGACCUCUCCGCCGCACUUCGCUCUUCUUCUCCUUGCACCCCAUUGGUCGCCGCAGGUGCAACACUAGCUGGUGUUUCCCUUUUCAGAAUGUCUUCGAGCUCUCCAUCUUUCGCUUCCCUCUCUGUCUCAGCUUCUGCUUCUGAUGAUAACCACUUACCAAUCAUUCGUAAGAAGGAAGUUGUGUCUACAGAUAAAGCACCACCUGCUUUGGGACCAUACUCUCAGGCCAUCAAAGCCAACGGUUUCAUUUUCGUUUCUGGUGUUCUUGGACUUGUACCUGAGACGGGAGAGUUUAUUUCGGAUGACGUUGAAGAUCAGACUUAUCAGGUACUGAAGAACAUGGGGGAGAUAUUGAAAGCUGGUGGUGCUAGUUACUGCUCCGUGGUGAAGACAACCAUCAUGCUUGCUGACUUGGCUGACUUCAAGAAAGUGAACGACAUAUACGGCAAAUACUUCCCAGAUGCUCCUCCGGCAAGAUCCACAUAUCAAGUGGCGGCUUUGCCACUAAACGCCAAGAUCGAGAUUGAAUGUAUUGCAGUACUCUAGAACAGCAUCAACCUCUUCUAUGAAGGGUUCUUGAUUUGGAAGAUGUCAAAACAAAUAAGAGGAAACCAUUGUUUGGGGGAUUAUCUUUAUCAAUUCAUACACAGCGUAUUUUUUUUUAAUUUUAGUGCGGAUUAUUAACCAUUAGGUUGGUUGCUAAAACGUAAAGCCCCUUGGCAUAAUCAAGAAGAAUAAGUGAUUUCCUGUUGACUUGAUAUGUAUUGAGUACAUUAUUUG
Eruca vesicaria subsp. sativa (arugula) is the source of this 863-nucleotide messenger RNA. The record is from the annotation of a GenBank genome assembly. NCBI's taxonomy places the organism in Eukaryota, Viridiplantae, Streptophyta, Magnoliopsida, Brassicales, Brassicaceae.